Molecule: messenger RNA, 3015 nt
Organism: Linum trigynum
Lineage: Eukaryota; Viridiplantae; Streptophyta; Magnoliopsida; Malpighiales; Linaceae
Source: the annotation of a GenBank genome assembly
CGCAUCAUCUCCUUCUUCCCCCAAUCCGACCCGGCAAUGAAGACGAUUCCGAUUUCCAUUUUCCAAGCAAUGAAGCCGUCGCAUCAUCUCCUUCUUCCCCCAAUCCGACCCGGCAAUGAAGACGAUUCUGAUUUCCCAGAUCCCAUCAAUGGCAAGAUUCAGGGUCUCCCAACUCCACUUCAAUGGCAGAUCGACUAUGUCGCAGUCGUGCUUCAGGGACAAUCUCUGAUUUCUUCGUUAGAUGGACUUUGUUCUUUGCCCGCCGACUCCAAAUUUGAAGUCCAUUUGCUUCCCAUCAUUCUCAGCAGAUCGCCUGCAAGGCCACCGUCGAGACCGAAGAUUGAUAAUGAAAAGAAUCAAGAGGAAUCCCCUCGAAUUUCUGGGUCACAUAGAGGAAAAGAGAAACAGAUCGAUUGAUGCAUAGAUAACAGGAGGAAUCGGAGGGGCAGAAUCAUCAAGAUUCAACAGUGGUCAAUCCGACGGAUCUGGGUGCUACGCUCUACGGCGGAGGAAGAACGACGAUGUAGAGAGCCCGUCUGUUCGCCUAUCCGACGGAUCUGGGUUGUGCGCUCUGCGGCGGAGGAAGAACGACGUCAAGCUUGUCGGUUCUGUUUCCGCAACCGUGGCGCCGGUGGAUCAUUGUGAAUGGUGGGAAUGGAUUUUAGACAAGAAAAUCCUCCAUAGUGGGCGCUGGCUCCGGAUUUUGACGUAUGGAGUUGGGACUCUAGAGCGGCGGCGGUGUUGGGCGAUAGAUCAGUGUGUGUAUUGGAGAAUCCGGGGAAGAGGCUCUACAAACCCUAUUGUGGCGGCGAUGGCAACGAGGAGGAGAGGAGGUAUAUUUUGGCCGGAAUUCAUUUUUGGGAGAAGGGGAUGCAAGUCACGACACGGAGAUGGGUGGGUGGGUGUGGGUAUUUUCUUUUUAUUUUAUUUAGUUACCUUUUUGAAAAAAAAAACUCGUAUUAAAAAAAUUCCAUGUCAGAUGCUGACUGGAUUUUCCGUUAAAUAUUAACAGUCAAAACCGGUCAAUACUAACAGAAAAAUAGUUCAGGGCACAAAUGGAAUACUGGAAACAAUAGGACACAAGGGACAUUUUCCGGAUAGUUCGGGUGUUGUAGUGGUAUUAUCCCAAAAAAAAAAAAAAGCUUUUUGCCUGUUCUAUGUGCUUAAUUACCGGUGUGAUCUAUAGCUUCAUCGCCAUAGCACAUAUGCACUAUAUUUGGGAAAAUAAUUUUGGGUUUACAUGUAGUAUUAUUGUUUGGUGUGGUAUUAAUCCGGCUAAUACGACAAAUAACACGUCAUCAAUGGGCUCAAGCCCACCACAUGACCAUUCUAUAUUACCCAAGCCUACUCCAAAGAAGCUUCAAGCACCUACAUAAGGAGGCUCAUGGCUCCAAGUCAAAGGAUGCUCUCUUCCCUUCCUACACUCUUCACAUACGGUUCUCUCUCUACUCUCUCUCUCUAAUUCCACAUACACCAUUAUUAUAUUCCGUACUAAUUUGGACAUCGGAGCGUAGAUCUCUCAGUCGCCCUUCUCCUCCUUACAGGUUCCUCACCUCCCGAAGAGAUCGGACAAGAAAGACCAGAUCGGACCCCCUUCCCCCAAUUAUUAUUAUAUUAGCCUUGGGUACUUUCUAGGAUCAAACAAUUUGGCGCCCACCGUGAGGCUCGAUUUGGAUAUUCUAUUGUUCAAUUUAUGAGGGAGGAUGAAACCUGCUGAAUCCAACAAUCAUGGAAGCAACAGGAAAAAGAAAGAUUUUCCAGUAAAGCUAGGGAAAAUGAAAAUGGCAUUUCCAGGUUCAAGACCCUGCCAAGAGCAAGAACGACCACGAAGAAGAAAGAUCCGGAUCUAUCGAUGUGAAAUGGAAAAGAGGAGAGCACGAACCACCAACAUCAAUAGUUCUCAUCCCCUGUCCGCCUAGCUGCUAGUCCCUGCCAGCGGCGACGUUUCCCCCUCUAUGUGUUUUUCCAUCACCAAAUUUGCCAGGAAACAACAAAAAAUAAAAUCAGAGAAGCAACAAAAACCCCGCCAGUAAGGCUAGACGUCGUCACCGGCUGUGGCUCGGUCAUCCGUCUCCACCUACGUCGAUGCCAGCGAGUGAACCUGUAAAUCAAGAAAAGAGAAGAAAGAAACAAAAAAAAAACAAUAGUGAUAUUCCGGCAACUUCCUCGGCCAGAGCUAUGCACAUAUCGGUGCUCCAAUGAGAAGGAGAAGAUUUUGCAGUCGCCAUCACAAGCAGACGUCACAUCAACCUCUCUUCCCCAAAAGUCAAUGAUUUUCUCUCUCUGCCCGAAGAAGCAGACGACAAUGUUACCGAGGUGGACGGCGGGGACAUCGAGACCAUGCUUUAGAGGCGAAGAACGCUUUCCGGAUGGGAUUCAAGCCUAGCCUCGAAAGCAAAAUACUAAUUAUGCUCAAGAAAGUAAUAUGAGAAAAAGUUCCAAAGCACUCGUCUAGAAGUAGUGCAGUAAAAGAAGCUAAGGUGAAGGCGACUGACGCUCGAAGGAUAAAGACCCAACACAGUGAGAGAAAUAAAAAUGAAAAUGUGCAUUUACUCUAGGAAAGUUCUGCAGGUGAUUCCAGGCGCUUCUUCCCUUUUUUGUAGUAACUGGAAUGGAUCACCGCAUCUUGCAGUCACAAGGUUCAAAGCAGAAACAAAUUUAGCCAAGUAUAGCAGAAUGGUAUGGAUAAUGAUGGUAAACGAAUUAUUGAGGGAGCGUUGCAGAAGGCUUUAUGAUGGCAAGAUCCUUGUAGAAGAACAACUAGUAAAGAAGAUCUAGGAUCUCCUAAGACUAUUAAAAUGUGGUGUCCAUGUUGCUGCUUUGAUUCUUUCUGAUAGGCUGUUAGACAGUGUUGCCAAUUAGACAGUGUUUGUAAAUGUCUGUAUUAGGCUCUUUGUUGUUGUUUUAUCUUGUAGUCCAAUGGUCUGAUGAACUUUGUAAUGGGGUUUGAGAAUUUUUUCAGUUAGGAUGACAGUCUGUCAUUCCUUUCUUCAUGAAUAAAACACCUUAUUCAUA